AGGGUUAUAUCGGGGAUCGAAGAGGCGGAGCCAACGGAACGCAUGCGUAGUUGGAUAUUUUUGAUACUUAGCUGGACUUUCCCAUACGCUCCAAGCGUAGGCUCGGCCAGCAGUCUCGCGCGGAGUGUAUAGUCGAGUAAGCGACCGACUGGUGUGUGUGUUCCCAGCCUCUUUGCUUCCCUCGCUUCUGUUAGACCUCGCGUUGCCAGAGUCUAUCAGUCGUGUUCGUACGAGAAAUGGAUCUCGAGCAGCCAACAACGCAAUUGAAUCCCGACCCAGAUAAGAAAACUAAGGAGAUCAACAAUGUGACUGGUAAUCACAGUGAUACUUAUAUAAAUGGCAUGUCUAAUGGAUACGAUAGGAAAAAAGAACAUAAAUCAGAGCAUAAGGAUAAAGACAAGGAAAAGUCCCAUAAGUCUGAUCACAAAGACAAAGAAAGGAGUAAGGAAAAAGAUAAAAAUCACAAAAGUGAGCAUCGAGAGAAGGACAAGGACAAACAUAAACAUAGUUCCAGUUCUGUGAAAGACAAGGAUAAACAUGAUAGUAGUAAUAGCAGUAAAGACAAAGACAAAGAUAAAAAGAGCAGCUCGUCAUCAAGCAAGGAAAAAGAACAUAAAAGCAGCAGUUCCUCGAGUAAAGAUAAAGAAAAGGACAAGCACAAGGACAGGGAGCACCAUCACAAAUCUAGCUCUAGCUCUAGUUCGAAGGAUAAAGAAAGACACCAUAGUAGUUCUAAGGAUAAAGAGAGCUCCAGCAAAGAUAAAGACAAAAGCAAGGAUAGGGAUAAGAAUAAACACAAACACAGCUUAAGUUCAAGUUCUCGGGACAAGGAUAAAGACAAAAGUGUAUCCAAAGAUAAGGAAAAAGAGAAGAAACAUUCGUCGGAAAAGGACAAGGAAAGACACUCCACGUCUCAUUCAAAUGACAAAGAAAAGCAUCGCUCUUCUGACAAAGACAAGGACAAGGACAAGCAUAGUUUAUCGAGCAAGGAUAAACAUCGCCAUGAUAAAGAUAAAGACCGUCAUCGUCAUGACAAAGAGAAAUCUAAGCAUAAGGAAGAGAAAGAUAGAAAGGAUAAGGAAAAAGAAGAUAUUAAAAUGAACGAAGAGGUAGUAGAUGUGAAACCUAAUCAUGUACAAGCCUCAGAAUUUAAUUUCAUUGACAUACCUGUGAAGCAUGAAGUAAAGGAGGAACCUGUUUCACAAAUUGAACCAGAAGAUGACGAUGACAGUGGUGGUGAGCAACCAUUAUACAUUAAAGAAGAGGAGGAUGAAGAAGAACCUGCUAAUGAAGACGCCAGUAUGGAUUCAAGUGAUGGAAAUGACACAAGACUUUCAGAUCUCCAUAACACAACUAUUAAAACUGAAGAAGAAUCCGACGAGGAUAUGCCUUUAAGUACAAGAUCCAAACCAAAUACCACCAGUAAAAGAAGAAUAUAUUCAGAUGACGAAGAAGAGGAUGUUCCCCUUGUUGUGCGCAAAAAAUCUAAAAAAACUGAAACAAAAGCACAGAUUAAGAAACCAAAGUAUGAAGAUGAAGAAGAACAAGUUGAACAAAAGCCAAAAAAGAAACGUUCAAGAACAUCAAAGGGAGAUAACACAAGCCCACGGAAGAAAAAACAAGAAGAAGAACAGGAAGUUUGGAAAUGGUGGGAAGAAGAAAAGAAGAAUGAUGGAACAAAAUGGACAUUUUUGGAACAUAAAGGACCAGUAUUUGCACCUUCAUAUGAGCCUCUUCCUCCGAAUGUGAAGUUUUAUUACAAUGGUAAAGAAAUGAAAUUAUCUCAGGAUACAGAGGAAGUUGCCACUUUCUAUGCACGCAUGUUAGAUCAUGAUUAUACUACAAAGCCUGCCUUUAACAGCAACUUCUUUCAUGAUUGGCGAGAAGUAAUGACUGAAUCAGAAAGAUCUAAAAUAUCUGACUUAAAUAAGUGCAAUUUUAAGGAGAUGCAUACAUAUUUCCUUCAGAAAAGCGAAGAACGAAAAGCAAUGACAAAGGAUGAAAAGCAGAAAAUAAAAGAACAAAAUGAAGAAAUUCAGAAAGAAUAUGGUUUUUGUACUAUCGAUGGACACAAAGAAAAGAUAGGGAAUUUCAAAAUUGAACCUCCUGGUUUAUUCAGAGGCCGUGGUGAACAUCCUAAAAUGGGUAAACUGAAAAAGAGAGUUAUGCCUGAAGAUAUUCUUAUCAAUUGUUCCAAAGACUCGUGUAUACCAAAGCCACCAUCAGGCCACAAGUGGAAGGAAAUUCGGCACGAUCCUAAUGUUACGUGGCUCGCUUCGUGGACCGAAAAUGUUCAGGGCCAAGUGAAAUAUGUUAUGCUUAAUCCAUCGAGUAAACUUAAAGGAGAGAAAGAUUGGCAAAAGUAUGAGACUGCUAGAAAAUUGGCACAAUCUAUAGAUAAAAUUCGUGCUGAAUAUAGGGAAGAUUGGAAGAGCAAGGAAAUGCGUAUAAGACAGAGAGCUGUCGCUUUGUACUUUAUAGAUAAAUUAGCUCUCAGAGCGGGUAAUGAAAAGGAUGAAGAUCAAGCAGACACCGUAGGUUGUUGUUCUCUGCGUGUGGAACAUAUUACAUUGCAUGAACAAAAAGAUGGAAAAGAGUAUGUAGUCGUAUUUGAUUUCUUAGGUAAAGAUUCCAUAAGAUAUUACAAUGAAGUGCCAGUAGAGAAACGGGUGUUUAAGAAUUUACAACUAUUUAUGGAAAAUAAGUCUCCUGGUGAUGAUCUGUUUGAUCGUCUCAAUACAACUGUCAUGAAUAAACACUUGAAUGAGCUGAUGGAAGGUCUUACUGCUAAAGUAUUCAGAACGUAUAACGCGUCAUGGACGCUACAACAACAAUUAGACAAACUGACAAAUCCUGAUGAUACAAUAGCAGAAAAGAUUUUAUCGUAUAACAGGGCAAAUCGAGCAGUUGCAAUCCUGUGUAAUCAUCAACGUUCAGUGCCUAAAACACAUGCAAAAUCUAUGGAAAAUCUUAAAGCAAAAAUAGAAGCUAAGAAGGAAGCUAUAACUGAUGCAGAGCUUGCAGUGAAGGAUGCUAAACGUGAAGCGAAGCACGGAUCAGUUAAAGAGAAAGUUGUAUAUGAGAAGAAGAAGAAAACUCUGGACAGAUUAAGAGAACAAUUAACAAAGUUGGAGGUGCAAGCAACAGAUAAAGAGGAAAAUAAAGAAAUUGCAUUAGGCACCUCCAAAUUGAAUUAUCUUGACCCUAGGAUUAGUGUUGCAUGGUGCAAGAAAAAUGAUGUCCCUAUCGAUAAAAUUUACAACAAGACUCAAAGGGAUAAGUUCAGAUGGGCAAUAGACAUGGCGGGACCGGACUACGUCUUUUAACCCCAUGAAGAAUCGGUUACUCUACAAGAAAAUAAUUCCCACUGAUUGUAUUUAGUGAAUUUUUCGUUUUACUAAUCGGGAGAAAAAUAAUGGUAUAAUUUUCUAUAUUUACAAGAUGAUAAAGGCGAGAGUACGGGGACAUAUUUUAUAUAGGACACUGCGUUAAAAAUUUCGGUAAAGACAUAAUAAUAGAUGUGUAAUAACAACACAUACUCGUAGUGCUAGAGCUGAUCGCUUAGCAAUCAUUACAUUAAUAAAUUUUUAGCAGUUGCAUUCGCAUAUAGGCGUUGUUUCAACUGGUCUUAUAAAUAUUGAACACGAAGAUUUAAUAGUUUCACGCAACUUUAACUCGUUUAGAUAGAAAUUUCUCAUAUGUAUGAAUUACAAGGAAUGAAAAAUGUGAAAACAAGAUUCGCGUAAGUGAUCUAAAUUUAGAGGACAUAUGCUUCGGUUAUUUCAAUAGUACAAGAAUUUCACGACCUCUAAAUUUAGAAGUAUACACGAAUGCAUGGGCUGCUGCAUUGUAAAUAGAAUUUAUUAUUCAUAAAAACUUUGCCAGCCGGUGAAGGAAGGAGAAGUAUGUGCGUGUAUUAGAUUCGUAAAAAAAUUAACACGUCUGCCAAACGAGUAGGUAAUUUUAUAUUCGUUUAA
Molecule: messenger RNA, 3977 nt
Organism: Dufourea novaeangliae
Lineage: Eukaryota; Metazoa; Arthropoda; Insecta; Hymenoptera; Halictidae
Gene: Top1
Product: DNA topoisomerase 1
Exons: 12
Coding region: 237-3326 (1029 amino acids)
Biological process (GO): DNA replication; chromosome segregation; DNA topological change
Cellular component (GO): chromosome; nucleolus
Molecular function (GO): DNA topoisomerase type I (single strand cut, ATP-independent) activity; DNA binding
Source: RefSeq, a predicted model, not a curated record